AACGGCUGAUGCCAAGAUGGCGUCGUUGCGAGGCGUGCUGUCGUACGCGCUCGAAGUUUGAGUCUGGUUUCGAACAGAUUCACGGCUUCUUGGCAAUGAAGCGUGUCGUGUUGUGCGGGCACCGUAACAGUUGCACUAGAAGCUGAAUCGCGUGAAUAUUUUAAGUGGGACAAUCGGAAUAACGCAAAAUAAUGGAGUGCCUGUUUACGAGAACACAUGUGAUAUGUGCGACGUUCUGGGACCAGACAAUUCUCAUAGGCGAAGGCAACACACUAAGUGCGUUCUCUUCAGCGACCUUCAGCAAGAUUGGAUUCCACGUCGCGUUCCCAUCGUGCAACGUCCAUGGUAUUAGGACAGUUUGUGAGUCCCAAUCGAGCUGCGUGUGUGCCGUCUUCGGAUCCAGAUUUCUGACCAUUGUAAAGCUUGAACCCUGGUCAGCACCAUCCAUGGGUUUUCAGGUGCUGUUGCAACCGGUCAUGUUUGACGACUGGAUCUGGGACAUCCGGUGGCUCGCACCAGACGACGGUUUCUUUGAUCCUUUGGACGAAAAGUGCAUGAACGUGGCCAUUUGUUUCGGCCACAACGGCGUGUCCCUCUGGGACUGGAAGUCCAAGGAACGUCUCGCUUGGGCUGUCUGCACUGAGAGCUGCAUUCUAUAUGCUGGUCACUUCGUUGGUUCCACCUGGAAUUCUCUGAUGGUGGCUGUGGGCACCGUCUUCAAGGAGGUCAUCCUUUGGGCACCUUCCCAGUGUCUGGCGCAAGCCCCUGCUCGUGUGGUGCAUAGGCUCUCUGGGCACCAGGGCGUCAUCUUCUCGGUGAACUUCAACGUGCCCCGGCGCCUGCUGUGCUCCACGUCGGAUGACCGGUCCCUGCGGGUGUACCGCUUCCAUGAGCACCCUUCCCUCUGCCAGGCGGGUGCUGAAGACCUCAGCCUGGAGCAGCUCUCCAGGGGCUGGUUCAGCUCGCUGCACGUGCUGUACGGGCACGAAUCGCGCGUCUGGAGGGCGGCCGCCCUCAGCAGCUGCUACAUUAGUGUCGGUGAGGACUCAUCCAUUUGUUUUUGGGGAACACCGGGAAAUCUCAUCACCAAAAUGACUGCCCCUGGGGGCGGAAGUAUCUGGUGCCUUGCUGUAAAGGAGGACGAAACUCUCGCUGUGACGGGAAGCAGUGGAUCAGCUGUCUGCAUUUGGCAUCUCUCGGAUGUCCUCGGGCAUGCUUCCAAGACCACCUGGAUUGAGGCUUUCACUGUAGGAAGCAAUUUCCCUAGGAACUUGGCUCUCGUGGACUGCUUUGGAACCAUGUCACUGCUUGUUGUCACUAAUGAAGGGCGUCUGCUGCGGUGGAUUCUAAGCGGCCGCGAGUUGUCAAUGGAAGCCCUCCUUCAGAGAGACUACCUCGUCUCGUACAGCGUGCUGUCAGUGUCCCCAAGGAGAAACUACUUUGCUGUGGGCAGCAUCAAGGGACACAUUUUGGUCUUCAAGUGUACAGGUGGUGCCAACAUCACCUUGCUUGCGGAGGACCUGGUUCACGACGGCCGUGUGCACAGCAUCAGGUGGGUCAGCGACACCUGCCCAGCCUUUCUCAGCAGCGGUCCCAAUGGCUUCAUGAUCCUGACCCAGCUGGCGGACGACGUGCCUUCGUCAGACGAGCUGGGCAGCGUGGAGUCCCUGAGCACCUUCCUCCUGCCCAGGGGCAGGCAGCGCUGGGCCACGGCGGCCAUCCUCUUGCCCCCAUGCCUGUUCGUCGGGGACCGGUCUGGCAGCGUCCACGCCUUCCUGCUGGACGACGAUCAGGACAUGGUGGAGCCAUUCCGCACCUUCCACGCCAUCCAUGGCUGCAACGGAGUUACAGACAUGAAGCACACCGAGGACACCUUGGUCACAUCCGGGAGGGACGGCAGGAUCCUGCUCUUCAGCGUGAAGAACCAGGAGCUGCGCUUUCUACGAACCUUUUGGUGCUUGACCUCACUGGAAUGGAUUGGGCAGAUGGUUGUGGAGGGAAAGGACCUUCUGCUUUGUGGGUACCACACCAGCAACUUCGUGGUGUGGAACACGACGCAACAGCGUGCGGUGCUGACCGUCGAUUGCGGGGGAGGUCACCGGUCGUGGGACUUUGCCAUCACGACGUCUCUGGAGGGCAUCUUCGUCUGCCUCAAGAUGGGCAAAAUCAUGCUGCACCGCAGCAGCCUUAAGGACACGCUGCGAAAUUCUUGCAUUAGGGCACCUCUACAUAAGAAGAAAAUUUCUGCCAUAUGUCAUCUUGGCAACGAGGAAGGAAGUCCUGGAGGUACCACCGUUCCUCAGGCUUACAUUGUCACGGCUGGGGAAGACAACAUCAUCACUGUGUCUCAAGUGACCCAGGAGAAGUCCAACCUGACCCAGAAGGCGGUUUGUCGACUGCAUGGCCACAUCUCGUCCGUCAAGGCCCUUGCCGUCUGCAAGGCAUCCAACCUUGAACCGAGCGAAAGGCUACUAGCUUCCGUCGGGGGCCGGGCGCAGAUGAUCCUCUGGAAGGUGCAGGCCUCAAAACGGUGCAGCAGUGAAAGCGAAGAGCUGCUUAAUCACCGCCUGUGGUCGCUGGACAAGGGCUGCCAGCGGCAUUUCAAGGCCUUCCCAGCCAAAGACCCUCUGGCACGCUACAUGGACGUCUGCAUCUGGGAGGAAGAGCCCCUCGAGUUCCGCAUCGCCACUGUUGCCUCCGACACCUACCUACGGGUAUUCGGCUACUCGUGGAAGGAGGAUAUCACCCUGCUGGUGAGCAUAGCUGUGGGGGAGCACUGCCUGUUCAAGGUGCUCCGGACUGAGCUGGUGACCAGACCCAAAUCCUCACUGCUCCUGACUGGUGGCAACGACGGGAUGCUGCGCUUCUGGCAGCUUCGAGGUGCAGACGAGAAGGACGAGGGUCGCACGGAGUGCAGGUUGCUCGACUCUUUCCGGCGCCACCAGUCGGGUAUCAACGCCCUAGACAUCCUCGUCCAUGACAACAUAUUCACGGUGGUGUCCGGGGGCGACGACAACAGUCUGAUUGUCACCAAUUCCGUCGUCACGGAGGAUGGCGCAGUCUCUGAACUGGACGGGAUGACGGUCGCCAAUGCCCACGAUGCCCAAAUCACAGGGGCCUUGUUUCUUGAUGCUCAAGGGAAAUGGCUGAUGUCAGUGGGAAUUGACCAGCGGCUGCGCACAUGGCACAGAUCUUCGAGCUCCGUGCAAGAGCACUGCAGCAGGAUCUCCUGCGUUCCCGACCUCGCGGCUCUCACCUGCUGGAAGAAGCCCGACGGAGACAUUCUUGUGGCAAUCGCAGGUGAAGGCCUGGAGAUAACCCUCCACGAAAACAUUUUGGCGGCAGAACUGGCUACAACUGCGGGUCAAUUCAUUGCCUGAGCUACAGUCGCCUGGGUGGGGUUUUAACUGUACAUAGGGCACAAGUUUCUUACCAACCAGUGACGGAUGGCUAAGGGCUGUAAUGUUGUCAGCACAUGAGCAUAGUGAAGUUGAAUAAAAACAUUUUUGCCACUGA
Ixodes scapularis (black-legged tick) is the source of this 3516-nucleotide messenger RNA. Its product is annotated as WD repeat-containing protein 6. The record is from RefSeq and is a predicted model, not a curated record. Gene Ontology annotation, molecular function: protein binding. Gene Ontology annotation, biological process: tRNA methylation. The transcript has 24 exons. Bases 192 to 3380 code for a protein of 1062 amino acids. Lineage: Eukaryota; Metazoa; Arthropoda; Arachnida; Ixodida; Ixodidae. Gene Ontology annotation, cellular component: cytoplasm.